UCCCGAACCGAUAAGUUCUGUAAGCCGGCCUGUCGCGGACCUCCCGGUUCGGUGACACAGAGAGGAAUGUGAUUUGUUCCGAGGGGAAGCGGAUCCAACCCGGAGCCUUUUAAUGCAAAGCCUGUGCAGGGUCAAGAUGCAGUUCCGGACGGUUCUGGACGUCAAAGUGGUGGACGUGGAGAAGAGGCGGAACCCGUCCAAACAUUACGUGUACGUCAUCAAUGUCACCUACUCUGACAACACGUCCCACAUCAUCUACAGAAGAUACAGCAAGUUCUUUGACCUCCAGAUGCAGCUGCUCGACAAGUUCCCCAUCGAGGGGGGGCAGAAAGACCCCAAGAAGAGGAUCAUUCCGUUCCUCCCAGGCAAAAUCCUGUUCCGGAGGAGUCACGUGCGCGACGUGGCCAUGAAGCGGCUGCGUUUCAUCGAUGACUACUGCCGGGCUCUGGUCAGGUUACCCCCCCACAUCUCUCAGAGCGAGGAGGUGCUGCGCUUCUUCGAGACCAAGGCUGAGGACGUCCACCCCCCCGAAGAGGACUAUGGCUCCAAGCGUAAAUCAGGGGUCGACAGCUCGGAGCCCAUGGUGCUGGAGCAGUACGUGGCCGUGGCCAACUACGAGAGGCAGGAGAACUCUGAGAUCAACCUGAAGGCCGGCGAGACGGUGGACGUGAUCGAGAAGAGCGAAAGCGGUUGGUGGUUUGUCAGCACAGCCGAGGAGCAGGGCUGGGUCCCGGCCACGUACCUGGACUCCCAGAAUGGAACCAGAGACGAUUUGGACCUGGGCACCUCCAGGACCGGAGAAGUAACUAAAAGACGAAAGGCUCACCUGAAGAGGCUGGACCGCCGCUGGACCCUCGGGGGCAUCGUUAACCGCCAGCAGAGCAGAGAGGAGAAAUACCUGACGGUGCAGUCGUACAGCAGCCAGGGCAUGGACGAGGUGAGCUUUGACAAAGGGGUCACCGUGGAGGUGAUCCAGAAGAACCUGGAGGGCUGGUGGUACAUCAGAUAUUUAGGAAAAGAGGGCUGGGCCCCGGCCUCCUACUUGAAGAAGCUUCGAGACGACUUCUCACCCCGUAAGAAGACCCUGACGGGCCCCGUGGAGAUCAUCGGCAACAUCAUGGAGAUCAGCAACCUGCUGCAGAAGAAGUCUGUCAGCGAGAAGGACAUCCAGACGGACGGAGAGGGCUGCAGCACGCCGGAGCGCCACAUCUCCAAGAGCGAGAUCAGCCUGCCGGUGCCCUACAACUCCGAGAUCAACGCCGAGACGGGCCGGAGGCUGAGCGCGGGCCGCGACACCAACAGCCCCUGUCUGGGGAUGCUGGCGGCGAGCGCCGCCCUGAACGAAAACAAGGCCAGGGGCGAGGCGGGACCCCCCGCUGUCGCUCGAGUGGCACCUCACAGAGUGGAGAUCGGGUCCCCAAAUCUGAGACAAAAACCUCCCCCGAGGAGAGAGACCAACUUGGGUUUCCAGUUGCCCAAACCUCCAGAGCCCCCUGCUGUGGAAGCAGAGUACUACACCAUUGCAGAUUUCCAGUCCUCCAUCUCUGACGGCAUCAGUUUCCGUGGAGGACAAAAGGCUGAUGUGAUAGAGAAGAACCCCGGAGGUUGGUGGUACGUCCAGAUCGGUGAGAUGGAGGGCUGGGCGCCCUGCUCUUACAUCGACAAACGCAAGAAGCCCAACCUCAACAGACGGAGCAGCACCCUCACCCGACCUAAAGUCCCACCUCCGGCUCCUCCUGUCAAGAAACAAGACCCGGAGGAGGCCCCGCCUCCACCAAACCCCGCCCCCAAAGCCACAGAGACACCCAGCAGGCCUGUUUAUGAGGAGCCAGAAUACGACGUUCCUGCAGUUGGAUGUGAAGGAGAACCUGAAGCUGAGUUUUUGAAGACCGAACGUUCCCAAGAUGUGAAAACCAGCAGCGGGGUCGGUGAGAAGUACCACAGCGCCUCUCCAUCAAGUAAAGCCUCACCUCCCGUCUGCAAAGCAUCCCCAGUUUUCGCCCAUCGAAGAACCUCCUACAGAUCAGUAGAGGAGAUCUCUAAAGAGGAGUGUAUCUAUGAGAAUGAUGGUUUUAGACCAAGUAGCGGCGUUGAAGGAUUCAAAGCUAAAGGAUCCAGCGAACCCAGUUCCCCUAGGAGCUACCAUUCCUCCACAGUCCCACGGAAACCGUCCGGAUCGUCACCUCUCGCUGGUAGACCCAGAACUCCCAUGACACCAGAGAUGACUAGAAGAAGCCAGACUCUGGGCAGGCGUGUGGACAUGAGGUCUCAUGACAACAGCCCUCAUUCUUCAUCAGAUGAGCUGGGCAGAGGUCCCAAGAAAAGUCCUGCCCUCAAUCGAGAUCCGUUACAGGGAAUAGGUCAGAGCCCUUCCACCAGGCCCAAGCCUUCCGUCAGACCGAAACCCCUCCUGACUAAAUCCGAACCCCAGAGCCCAGAGAGAAUGGACAUCAGCUCUCUGAGGCGGCAGCUCCGGCCUACAAGUCAGUUUCGCCACAGCCUGAAACCUUCGCGAGGUGAUGACUCUGAGACGGCCUUGGUCAUCUCUUCAGAGGGCUCGAUGUGUUCUCGGAGUACAUCGGAUCUGCCUUCUGUUUACUCCAAAGGCAGCCGUGGUAUCUCAGACACUGAAGGCCCCACACUGUAUCGUUCUGUAGAUUUUUACAAGAAGGUCCAGGACUCUGAGAUUAGCUUCCCAGCUGGUGUGGAGGUUGAGCUUCUCGAGAAGCAGGAGAGCGGUUGGUGGUACGUCCGUUGGGGCGAGGAGGAGGGCUGGGCUCCCUCAUACUACCUAGAACCUGUCAAGAAGGUAGGGGAUGUCGGAGUGUUGGAGUCAGAUGGAACUAGCGGUACUAAGUCCAACAGCCUGGAGAAGAAUGAGCAGCAUGUUUUGGCCCUGAACAACAUCAACAUUCAGGUUCUGACUCAGCAGCAUCAAGGAAUGAGGAGAAACUCGCCACCAAUUCCAUCCAAGCCUCCCGGAGGCUUCUCAAAGCCCUCGGGUUUAGUUAACGGAGGCGUGCGGAUGAGAAACGGGGUGCGGCAGGUGGCGGUUAGGCCUCAGUCUGUCUUUGUGACCACAUCCCAGUCAGCUAAGGACUCGCACUACAUGACGGGGUCUUUAAGGAGAAACGAAUCUCUUGGCAGAAGUGAUCACUACAGCUCGGGUUCUGCCACCCUCGGCGUUCGCAGAAACGCCUCUUUUAGCACCGUGCGGCCUCACGUUGUUGUUGAAAGUCACACGAGGCCCAUCGAGCGCUCCACUUUGGGGUCCUCGGGGACCGCAUUCAGCACAAGCAACGUCCAAGAUGCCCUAAGCCGAGCCAACCAACGCAACGGGAUCCCCGUGUCCACCGUUCGGCCCAAGCCCAUCGAGAAGAGCCAGCUGAUCCACAACAACCUCGGCAGAGACGUGUACGUGUCCAUCGCUGACUAUCGUGGCGACGAGGAAACGAUGGGCUUCACGGAAGGAACGUGUCUGGAAGUCCUGGAGAGAAACCCCAAUGGAUGGUGGUACUGCCAGGUGCAGGACAGCCUGAUUCCUCGAAAGGGCUGGGUUCCAUCCAACUAUCUAGAGCGGAAAAAAUAGGCCCACGUCCU
This is a messenger RNA of Nematolebias whitei (Rio pearlfish), 3600 nucleotides long. It is a transcript of the gene sh3pxd2aa, whose product is annotated as SH3 and PX domains 2Aa. The record is from RefSeq and is a predicted model, not a curated record. Bases 113 to 3589 code for a protein of 1158 amino acids. NCBI's taxonomy places the organism in Eukaryota, Metazoa, Chordata, Actinopteri, Cyprinodontiformes, Rivulidae. The transcript is spliced from 14 exons. Gene Ontology annotation, biological process: superoxide anion generation. Gene Ontology annotation, molecular function: phosphatidylinositol binding; protein binding; superoxide-generating NADPH oxidase activator activity.